AUGGCUUCUCUGCCUUCUAUACAGUUUUCAUCACUGCCCAGGUGGCACCCAAAUGGCCAUUUCUUUCCCUAUAUAAACUUGGUGAAAUUUCCAGAUUUUAGAUUGAAGAGUGAAUGGGUACUUACAUCAGUCUCUAAGAAAAAAAGUUUGGAGUCGUUAGCUCAGGAGACAUUGGAUGGAGAAGCAGUAGUUGUAGGAGAGAAGAAACGUCAAACAACUAAACGAGCCUCUGCUAGGAGCAGAAAAAAAGGAACACUGGAGACUCCGGAUAAAAUUUCUGUUGUCAAUGGUAGUCUAACAGAUGAGGAAACUGAAACGACUUCAGGCUCAAACACGGAGGUGAAGAAAUCCAAAACUAGAACUCGAAAAAAAGCUGCAUCUGCCUCUGCCUCUGCCUCUAGUACGUUGGAGGAAGAAGCAACUGAAAAGAAAGUGACAAGAAGGAGAAGAACUAAGAAACCGGCUGAUAAAGUAGAAAGUCAAGGAAGUGAGACUGAAUAUAGUGAUAAUGAGGGGGACACAUAUCUUGCAAAUUUGGAUGAUGAUAAUGAGCAGGAACUAGAGUUUGAUGUAGAUGAAGGAGAGGAUAUUAGCUUCACAUACGGCUGGCCACCUCUUGUUUGUUGCUUUGGCGCAGUGCAGCAUGCUUUUGUACCCUUUGGUAGGCGAGCCAACAGGCUUCUAGACCAUGAAAUGCAUGAACGGAAGAAGGAUGCAAUGUGGGCCCCUGAGAAAUUUGUUCGGGCUCCUGGAGGAUGUUCAAGUAAUGUUGCAGUAGCUCUUGCGAGUUUGGGAGGUAAAGUUGCCUUCAUGGGCAAACUUGGUGAUGACGCCUUUGGUCAUGCCUUGAUUUAUUACUUGAAUAGCAACAAGGUUCAAACACGAUCAAUUCAUAUAGAUGGUAAAAGAAAAACAGCUGUAUCACAUAUGAAAAUAGGUAAGAGGGGUGGCUUGCGGAUGACUUGUGUCAGACCAUGUGCAGAGGAUUGUUUAUCAAGGUCUGAUAUCAACAUUGAUGUGUUGAAAGAGGCAAAAAUGUUAUAUAUCAAUACAUUUUCUCUUCUUGACCGGAAUAUGAGAUUAACUGCAUUACAAGCCAUCAGAAUCUCAAAGAAGCUGGGAGGGGUUAUCUUUUACGAUCUCAACCUUCCAUUACCUCUUUGGCAAUCUAGUGAAGAAACCAAGGCUUUCAUACUGCAAGCAUGGAAUCUUGCAGAUAUUAUUGAGGUCACUAAACAAGAACUUGAAUUUCUCUGUGGAAUUGAGCCAUCAGAAAAAUUUGAUACGGAAGACAAUGAUAGAUCUAAGUUCACUCAUUAUGAACCAGAAGUGGUUGCUCGGCUAUGGCAUGAAAAUCUCAAGGUUUUGUUUGUGACAAAUGGGACUUCUAAGAUUCAUUACUAUACUAGAGAACAUGAUGGUGCUGUAAAUGGAAUGGAGGACGCACCGCUCACUCCUUUUACUUCUGAUAUGUCUGCAUCUGGAGACGGCAUUGUUGCAGGUAUAAUGAGAAUGUUGACUGUUCAGCCACAUCGUAUCACUGAUAAAGGAUACUUGGAAACCACCAUCAAGUAUGCAAUGAGCUGUGGCGUUAUAGACCAAUGGUUGCAGGCACGAUCACUUGGUUUCCCUCCCAAAGAAGAAAUGGAAGAUGUCAUCUCUGAUCCGAAUGGCUUAAAAUCAAUCACUGAAAAAGAAUACAGAACUUUGGUGCCUGCAAGUUCAUGA
Fraxinus pennsylvanica is the source of this 1728-nucleotide messenger RNA. The record is from the annotation of a GenBank genome assembly. NCBI's taxonomy places the organism in Eukaryota, Viridiplantae, Streptophyta, Magnoliopsida, Lamiales, Oleaceae.